Molecule: messenger RNA, 945 nt
Organism: Drosophila innubila
Lineage: Eukaryota; Metazoa; Arthropoda; Insecta; Diptera; Drosophilidae
Product: glycine-rich cell wall structural protein
Exons: 1
Coding region: 92-721 (209 amino acids)
Source: RefSeq, a predicted model, not a curated record
CCAGGUCUACAGUCAAGUGGAUGCAACUUCAUCUCCAGUAACAGCAAGAAGAAGACAAGUAACAGGAACAGGAAGAAAGCUUAGCAACAACAUGAAGAUCUUUGGAAUAACUCUGGCUGUACUUUUGGUGGUUGCUCUGGCGACACCUGGCGAGGCCACCUUUGGCAAACUGGGUCUGGUUCUGGGUGGUGCAGGCGGUGGUGGUGGCUACGGCAGUGCUUAUCCAUAUUCUGCUGCUGGCUACGGCGGUGGCUACGGCGGUGGCUACGGCGGUGGUUACGGCGGUGGUUACGGCGGUGGCUACGGCUAUGGUGGUGGCUACGGAUCUGGCUAUGGCAACGAGAAUGUGGUCAAGGUAAUCAAGGUCUCAGUGCUGCCAACUGGUGGCUAUGGAGGAAGCUACGGCGGUGGUUACGGCGGUGGCUACGGCGGUGGUUAUGCUGGCACCAUUGGCGGUGGUUAUGGUGGCUUCGUUGGUGCCGCACCUGCCAUUUCCACAUCGGCUGUGGUUACACCUGUGGUCACAUCUGUGGCAACGCCUGUUUUAGCUGGCGGUGGUGCUGGCUAUGUUGGUGGCAUUGCUGGUGGCUACGGUGGUUUUGGUGGUGCAGGUGCUGCACUGCCAGCUUCCUAUGGAUUUGGCGCUGGUUAUGGCGCCGGCGGUGGCUUUGGACUUGGCUUUGGUGCGCCUGCAGCUCUCGGCGGUGGCGGUUGGUGCUAGGCAAUGCAUACUGUGCUCUAGACGAAAGCGAAUCUUGACUAAAAAAUGUAAACUUUUUUUUUAUAAAUUUAUUAAACGAAAUGUAAUUAAAUAAAGUUAAAUUAAGCGCAAAACAAUAAUGAAGAAAGCAACUGAUGUUGCUAGGCAGUGUUUACUGUAUGCAAAGAGUAUGCGAAAUAUUGACGUAAGCGACAUGAUCCGAAAAUAAAAUAUAUUGUUUCUAA